AGGUACAACAUUUUACGUCCAUUUUUAACACUCCAGUGGUUAUGUGUCCCGUUGACUAUUUGGUUAGAUAACAGUAAACAUUACUUCUGAAUUCAUCAGGACUUUGUGACUUACGUUCUAGUAUACAUGAAAACGUGUGUCAAUAAAUAUUCAAUGAUAUACUAUAUAGAUGUAUUUAAAAGUUUGUGAUUAAACAGGAUUUACCUAAAUAGGAUGAGUACAUGAACUAGUAUAUUUUUAAGAGUUACAAUAUAUAUGUCUAGCAGCAUGAUGUAUCUAACAGCGAUAAUUAUUUUUCUGUUAGUGAGAGGCGUUAUUUCAUUUAAUUUAACAAUUUUACAUACAAAUGACGUCCAUGCACAUUAUGAAGAGAUGAAUAAAUACGGUGGUCAGUGUGAUGACCCAGGAAAUUGUUACGGGGGUAUGGCGAGACUUAAGAACAAAGUGGAUGAAAUAAAGAGACUGUAUCCCAAUACAUUAUUUCUGGAUGGAGGAGACCAGUAUCAGGGGACCCUGUGGUUCACAUAUCACGGAGGGACCAUCGUACACACCUACAUGAACCUCAUAGGAUAUGAUGCAAUGGCUUUCGGGAAUCAUGAAUUCGAUAGAGGCAUUUCAGGACUAAUGACACUUCUAGAAAAUAGCAAUAAUUUUACAAUCGUUAGCUGUAAUAUUGAUACAGCCAGAGAGCCGAGCAUUCAGAAUAAAUUCGUAAAAAAUUUUAUCAUGGAGAGAGGGGGUGAAAAAAUUGGUAUUAUUGGUUACACUACAAAGAAUACACCUUUUAUUUCAAAUCCAGGCAAUUUGAUUUUUUUGGACGAGGUGACAUCUAUUCGAACACAAGUGACCAUUCUUAAAAACCAAGGAGUGAACAAGAUCAUCGCUGUUGGACAUGCAGGAUUUAAAGUCGACCAAAAAAUAGCAACUGAAGUAGAUGAUGUCGACAUUGUCGUUGGUGGCCAUACUAAUACGUUCUUAUAUACAGGAACAGCACCGUCCAAUGAGAAGCCAGUAAAUGUAUAUCCCACUGUUGUCAUAAAGAAUAAUGGCGACGAAGCUUUAGUUGUACAAGAUUAUGCCUUUGCUAAAUACCUUGGAUUUCUGCAAGUGCAAUUUGAUAACGACGGGAAAAUUAUAAGCUAUGGAGGAAACCCUAUAUUACUAGACAGUUCAAUACCUAAAGAUGAAGCUGUACAGAACGUAACAAAUGAAUUUGGAAAGGAGGUACUAGAAAUGAUGAAUAAUGUUAUAGGACGGACGUUAGUUUACCUGAAUGGAGAUCGGCAUACCUGUAGAUUACAAGAGUGUAAUAUGGGGAAUUUGAUUGCAGAUGGUCUUGUUCAUCAGAACCUAUUACAUGCAGACAGCAUCGAUGGAGCUCAAGUGUUCAUCUCUUUAGUCAAUUCAGGGUCUAUACGAUCUUCUAUGGACAGAGGAAAUAUAACAGUAGGGCAUGCGUUACAAGCACAACCCUUUAGGAAUACAUUGGAGACCAUCAAACUCAGGGGAGAUUACUUACUUCAAGCAUUAGAACAUAGUGUUGCGGACUAUGACGUUGCUGAACCAAGUGGAAAGUUUUUACAAUACUCAGGAAUAAAAGUAAAAUAUAAUUUAGCAAAACCACCUCAAAACAGAGUUGUUGAAGCUUUAGCUAUCUGUCAGAACUGUACCUUUCCUGCAUAUGAACCUAUUGAUGAGAAUGUUAUGUACAGCUUGAUUUUGUCCAAUUUUAUUCUGACUGGUGGAGAUUCGUAUCACAUGAUUAGAGAUAAUGCAGAGUUAUCACAUACUGUUGGUGAUCUUGAUUCAGAUGUUUUGAUUGAAUAUGUUAAAAAUGCAUCGCCUUUUUACCACGGCAUUGAAGGGAGAAUAGUGAUUGUUAAUUCAACAGAAACUAUUGAAAGUUUAACAUGUGAUAAUGGAGAUAUAGUAACAUGUGAUGGUGUGAAAUGUCCACAGCCUUGUGAUCCAACAAGCAAGGCUAUAUCCACUAACACCAUACUUAGCUUUAAUGUGUUAUGUUUGUAUUGUAUGUUGUAUACAUUAUUGUUUAAAUGCAUUUUGUAUGUCUGACAUCAUUAACGAGAUAAUAGGAAUACAGGCUAAAUCAUAUAAGUCAGGUACAAAAUGUAGAUACUAGGUAAGUUGGCGGUUACUAAGGUAAUACAAAGCUGUUGAAGGUUUCCGAACAAUGGCUUCAGAAUAUCCUUCGAUAAGAAAAGUUUGUUGGGAGGAAUGAUAUACUAUACAAUCAAAAGAAAAAUGUUCUAGACUUAAGCGGAAUGGCUAAAAUGAAAUAACUUUAAAUUUAUAUAAACUUAGUAGGACAGAACAGUGGCCAGGAGCGCAAAAGUAAAGGUUUGACCACACGAUUAAACGUUCAAUAUUCCAUUUCGCAGCAUGUAUGUCUCAAACAUGAAAAUACCGUCUAUUGUUAUGUAGUGUAAAUUUAUAACAAUUUUAGUCAAUAUUAGUGUAAAGUUGACGGCAGAAAUUUAUUUGAUUGUUGGUAAAGCUGCUUAAAUUUUAGACUCUAAUCCACAGCUUUUUCGAACCACCUUUACUUUGUUUGAAUACUUCUAACUCAACUUUAAUAUCACAAACGGUAUUCAACUUUCUAGUUGAUAUUGAUUAUUCAGGUAUACAUAUCCCCUAUGUGAUACUAUUUAACAUGUGUUUUUCUAUACAUUUUGGAACAAUUCAGUCAGUAUUAGUAUUAUACUACAACAAAUGUGAUUUAAUGAUAAUAACUAUUUUAUAUAGAAAUGAAAUGUGUAUAUAUGUUACAUUUGUAUUGUACUUAAAAUUCUAACUAUAUUUUUCAGAACGUUUUAUACUAACUAUGUUUUUUACUGUUUUUGAUAAAUGUGCUACAUGUAGGCAUGCCUAUUUUAUUGUAUUAUAAUGUUAUUGUUUGUUUAUUUUCCUGAAUGAUAAGCUUUUUGUCCAAUGAAUAGCUUUAAGAACUGUUCUUCAGUGUAACCAGAUGUGUGAACAUUUGUUUCCCAUUUGUAAAUAUCCAGGUUCUAAAUACGGCAAAACUAAUGCUCUUUUUCAUGCUUGUUAAUUUACAUGUUUUAAUCUUUUUUUGCUUGUACAUGAUAUUGUUGUUUAUUAAACAUUUACAUAUAAUAUUUUUUAAUAUGUUAGUUUUUAUGUUGAAUAAAAUUGAAACUGGA
This is a messenger RNA of Mytilus californianus (California mussel), 3179 nucleotides long. RefSeq names its product snake venom 5'-nucleotidase-like. Gene Ontology annotation, cellular component: plasma membrane. Gene Ontology annotation, biological process: AMP catabolic process. NCBI's taxonomy places the organism in Eukaryota, Metazoa, Mollusca, Bivalvia, Mytilida, Mytilidae. The record is from RefSeq and is a predicted model, not a curated record. The transcript is spliced from 9 exons. Gene Ontology annotation, molecular function: 5'-nucleotidase activity. The coding region runs from base 256 to 2073 and encodes 605 amino acids.